GCAGACCCGGAAGCGGCCUGCCAGCCAGCCAAGCAGUCCGCCCCCCGAAUGGGUCCGGGCGGAGCAGCGGCCCCUGUGUGGCGGAGGGCGCCGCGUUUCGCUCCGUGCCUCCUUCUCCGCGCCCCCAGAGGCUCCUCCGCGCAAUACCGCCCUUGCGGGGGCGGUGAGGAGUGGAAGAAAAGCCCGGGCCCUGAUCGAGAGCGGAGCGCCACCAAAGCAGCCGCCGCCGCCGCCGCCUUUUCCGAAACUGGCGAGAAUAUGAUAGGACAAAAUGAAACCUGCAAUGCUGAACAGAUACCCAUGUCUUACUUAACAUGCACACUUUACAUACUGGAAGGAUGGACUGGAGUGGAACACUUGGAGGAAUAUCUGAGCUACGUGGUCUACCUCACGUGGCUCUUUACACCGCUGCUCAUAGCUUUCCUGCUUCCAGCGAUCAUCCUUGUCCUUCUUUACAUUUCCAUUGUCAUCCUACAUAUUUAUAAGAGACGAACUGACCUAAAGGAGGCAUAUUUGAAUGAUUUCUGGGAUGGUGCAAGACAAAUGGUGGCAACUCUAUGGUAUGUCCAUGCAAGAAUAUGGAAUGGCUAUGAGGUCUGCGGCCUAGAAAAAAUACCUGAUGGGCCAGCACUGGUUGUUUUCUACCAUGGAGCAACUCCUAUAGACUUUUUCUACUUCAUGGCCGUAGUCCUGAUUAAGAAAAAAAGAAUCUUACAUAUAGUUGCAGACCACUUUGUCUUCUCACUACCAGGUUUUAAACUCUUACUUGAUGUGUUCAGUGUCCUGCAUGGAACGCAGGAAGAAUGUGGGAAAGCAUUAACAAAAGGACAUUUGUUGGCCAUUGCACCAGGGGGGGUUCGAGAAGCACUGUUCAGUAAUGAAAACUAUAUCCUUAUAUGGGGGAACCGUAAAGGAUUUGCUCAGGUGGCCAUUGAUGCAAAAGUGCCCAUCAUUCCUAUGUUCACACAGAAUGUCCGGGAAAGUAUUCGAUCCCUUGGUGGACUAAGACUGUUUAGGUUGAUGUAUGAAUAUCUCCGUUUGCCAGUAGUUCCAUUGUAUGGAAACUUUCCUGUCAAAUUGCGGACAUAUGUUGGCGAUCCUAUUCCAUAUAAAACAAAUGUGACUGUUGAUGAACUGGCAGACAAAGCAAAGACUGCAGUACAGAGUUUAAUAGACAAACAUCAGAAAAUCCCUGGAAAUGUAUUUAGGGCAGUAAUGGAACGAUUUCAAACACGGGAAAAAGAAGACUGAUAACCUUGGAUAUAACAAUUGUUGUGAAUUUUUUUAGAUUGUGUACAUAAUGUGAUGUAACAUUUGAGAAUAUUAAUAUUGUAUUCUUCUUGUUUUGCAAUUCUACAAUUUUACAGAAAAUUAGGGUACUUUUUCAAAAGAUCAUUGUUGCCUCUGGAACUCAGGUAUCUUGUUCUUUCAAUAUAAAUACGUACAGCAACUUGAUUUUAAAAAAGCGAGAGAAAAAUAAAAAAAACAAGCAGAGUUCUAUAUUGGAAUAAGAUGUAAAUAUAAUCAAGGAGCAAAUCUCUCAUUUUAAAGCAGACUUGCUCUGUUGGAAGUCUUCCAGGAAGGCAAAACUAAAAACAAGAUGUGUGACCCCCAGAUACCAUGUUUUAUAUCAGAGUUGCCUUAGAAUGUGUCUUUGCUACACAGCGAUCUUUGCUACAUAUUAGACAGAGGCAGCAAAGAAGGGUGGCAGGCACACUAAUGGGCAGCGGUUCCGCCCACAUUAUUUGCUGGCCAAAUAACCAUAGGGAAGAAAGAACUGAAUAGAAGGAAGUACCAAAAAUUCCAUUCCAAUGUGAACAGUCUGGCAGGGGAGGGACAGGCCAUUUUGAGCCUUAUGUGUUAUCACCAAAGAGAGAGUGCUCUUCUUGCCUUUCAGUUUCUCUCGCACACAGGCACAUGCAGAAACACAUAUCCAGUAAUCUAGUAUAAAAUAAGCUGGUCAAAUAUGUCUCCCAGAUAUUCUAGAAUAAAUGUCAUAAGGCUCUUUAAAACUUUUUUAAAACUUUGAAUAAUUUAGCUAAAUGUAUUUACAUUUAAGCUAAUAGAUUUUAUCAAUUCAACAAAAAGACAUGUAGCCAGAAUCUGGAAAGUUGCCACAUGAUCAGUUACUUGUCUGGUACUGCUGUUGGCCAAGAAUGUUGGGAAAGUGACUCCAGUCAGCUGGGUGUUAGUACAAGGAAUUUUGGAGCACAUUUAUGGCCAAUCAGUGCCCAUUUGGUUUGGAUGGGCACAGCUGAAUCCUAACAUCUUACUGCCACUGCACAGCACAUGGGGUACUGGAUACCUCCUUACACAGAUUCUGAACAUUGAAUUUUGAUCUUGGUUGAGAUCUGGAACACACACAUCAUUAACAGGUUUAUAUAUUAUGUAAGGCUACCCUUGGAGUGUAUACGUAUAUGUGUGUGUAUGUAUAUAUAUCUCCACCAAAAUGCAUGCUUUUCUUUAUAUACAUUUGUGAUUUUAAGAAUGUUAGUAUUUUUUUAAAGGAUCAAAUGCAGAAUGAACAAAAAAUAGCCAGUGCUUAGCUUAAAUCUCAACCAUAUGACUUUGAAUCCUUGGUUCUUAAAUUAUGUUAGUGCUGAAAACUAUUAGUUUUCUGAAAAGGUCCCUCUUUUUGGCAGCUGUAUCGCAAACUCGUAACAUGGUCACUUCACACAAAUUCCCAGUUGUGUAUAAUACCACCUUCUGUGUCAGUAUUUCAGUUUCAAAAUCAGUGUACUCAAAAGGAAGGAAGGAAAGGAAAAGGAAGGAAGAAAUUUCAGGAACCAGAAGUCCAUUUUUUUAACUUUUUAAAUUGAGUCUUCUGCAAAACAUUUUGUUGCAGCUGGAAUGUUCUGAAAAGGAAAGAAACUCCUAAAUAAAGCCUUUUUUAUUCAGUUGAGAUUUUUGUACUAAGAAACUGCUAACAUUAAAUCACAAACCAGAAAAAACUUAGUUUCCAAAAUAUAUUGUGUUUCUUAUUUAGGAUGUUGAAGGACAUAGUAAUAUUUGCUAUAUUGCUCUUUCCAAGUUCUAAAUGAGCAGCCCAACUUUUUUGCAUUUCUAUGUGUUUGUAUUUCAUUAUGGUUGCAUAUUACUCUGUUUUUUAAAGUCCUAUAUGAGCAGCCCAACUUCUUUGCAUAUUUAUGUGUCUGUAUUUUAUUAUGAUUGCAUCAUCUGGCCAUAAUCUAAUGAAAUACCAUCUUGCGUUCUUCUGAGGACAUUCUGAUUUAAUGUCAUUGAGGCUCAUUUGAGUCCCUGGGUCCCCAGAACCCAUCAGCCAUCAAUCAUGAUUCGUAAUUAUUUCUUGAUAUUAAUAAAAUAAUAUUAUUUCCCCCAUUUAAUUAGCUAUAUCAAAAAGUAGCUCUUUAUUGGGUCUUUUGCUUUCCAUUAAAGCCAACAACAGCAAUUCUGCUUGGACAUAAAUGCUAUGAAGCAAGUAGAUGCAAUAGCCUUCAGGUACUUCCCAUGAGUAAGCUACACAGACUUUUUAGUGGCAUUCCAUUUGUAGAACAUCUUUACCUUAUAAGUAAAGGAGGCACCAAUGUUCUUAUCACUUGGAAAGCAUAUUAGAAUGUUUGUUCUUCUGAUACUUUUAACCAUUCCCAAUGUUUUUACUUUUUUUACUGAUUAUAUAAAGUCUUAUUGCUGCUGUUCUUAAUUUAAUUUAGUUUUAUUGAUGCCCUCUGAUAUUUAAACCUUAGAAUAUUUUAAUUUAUAGGUUUUCAUAUUUUUGAGUGUCUCCAUAACUUGUAGCAGCUUUCAGUAUUUUUUUUACCACAGUCUGUAAAUGUAUUAAUCAAAUCAUAUGUACUUAAAGAAACUUGGAUGUUUCUAUCACUGAUGAUUUCAAAAUGGGAGUGAAUUAAGGCACUUAUCAGAAGCAGAAAGAGGAGCAUAUGCUCCUCACUUCUCUCUGCUACUGGAAUGGAGCACCACAGAGCCCAUCACACGACACAGGGCUAUGUCUGGUGGGACUCUUUGGGGCUCCAUUGUGGCAGGGAAAAGACGGGAAACAACGUGGAAAGAAAGAACACAGACACCAACAGGACGGAACAGAGGCUGACGGUUCCCUGUGCUGUCCCCCGCUUCCCCCCUGCUCAUCCGAUAAGAUCCUGAAAUGCUAAAAAUACUAAUCCAUAUAAUAAUGCACUAAAACAAAAAUUGAUUUACUUUGUCCCAUAUUAGGAAGAUGACAAUAGAUCGAACACUAGUCUAUGGCUGCAAUCAUGCACACACGUAAUAGGUAAUAAUCUCUGUAAUCUCUAUAGAGUAUGCACUUUCUGAGUAUUGUAUGUAUAAGAUUUCCCUAUCAAUGAGAUAAAUUUUUGGGAAGCCAUAUACUAGUUCAGUACAACCUUUUCUAACACAUUUGUCUGGAUACAGAGGUUACCAGAUACUGAAGUGACCUGUUGGGCAAGUCAUAGUGCUCUUCAUUUAAAUGAAGGAACAUGAUAGCUAUGAAGAAAUGUAAUUGCAGAACAGCUCCAUCCACUGAAAAAAGGAGAGUGUUCCAGUGAGAGAAGAGCACUAGGUUUUUACUUUCAAAAUCUAUUGUUUGUUUAGGUCAGAAGUUUAAAACAAUCCAUUUGCACUUACGUGGCAUUGUUGAAUUAUGUUACCCCGCUAUGAAUGUUUUACUUUGAGAGGCAGGAUAUAAAAUAAAUAAAAUGAAAGCUAAAUUAAGUGGUAAAUAUAAUGGUGGAAGAUGUAGUCCACAUGUGUUGUUUUGAAAAAUUACGUCAAUUGCAUACUAUUUUGAAAGUGCUGUAGGCCUUCUGAAAUAUGAAAGAUUGAAGUCUGACUUACUGUGCUACAGUUUCAUUUUUUUCUUAAAGUAUUGAAACAAGGGUAUCAAAGCAAUAUGCAAUAUCAUUGUUUUUAAAUAUAUUUAAAAUGUCUGUUUCAUAGUUUUUCGAUAUUCAGUGUUCUGUAUGUUUGUAUGUCAGAUUGUAUAUUUAUAAAAAUAAAAAUAACUGCUAAAUAAAGUUGAAAAACCAA
Molecule: messenger RNA, 5001 nt
Organism: Anolis carolinensis (green anole)
Lineage: Eukaryota; Metazoa; Chordata; Lepidosauria; Squamata; Anolidae
Product: monoacylglycerol/Diacylglycerol O-acyltransferase
Exons: 7
Coding region: 49-1251 (400 amino acids)
Molecular function (GO): acyltransferase activity
Source: RefSeq, a predicted model, not a curated record